This is a messenger RNA of Tachysurus vachellii, 2519 nucleotides long. Its product is annotated as transcriptional regulator ATRX homolog. The coding region runs from base 104 to 1942 and encodes 612 amino acids. NCBI's taxonomy places the organism in Eukaryota, Metazoa, Chordata, Actinopteri, Siluriformes, Bagridae. Gene Ontology annotation, cellular component: nucleolus; nucleoplasm. The transcript is spliced from 18 exons. The record is from RefSeq and is a predicted model, not a curated record.
GCCCUGUUGAUAGAGUCAGAAAUUAGACUUUUAUCCUCUCAGUGUGUUUAUUUUAGAUGCUUUUGAUCUGAGAGAAGGACGAAGGAGAGAGCUGACAGAACUGAUGGAGUCUGAGCGGCUUCCAGCUGCAUGGUCUUUACACGGUGAGGGAGAGGAACUGGGUGGAGCUUCUCCUCCGUUAGUGGGUGUGUCUGAAGACCCAGGACGCAGUCCUUUAAUCCCAAUGACACAACAUGGAAAGGACGAGCCGUGGUCAUGUGACAGCUCUGCAUCCACCUCAGAGGAGAGCGAUGACGAUGAGGAUUCGAGGGCGAGGAAGAAGAAGAAGAAGAAACUGAGGAAAAAGAAGAGCAAGAGAUCGAGCUCAUCAUCAUCAUCUUCCUCCAGCUCUUCGUCAGACAGCAGUGACGAUGAGAAAAAGAAGAAAAAGAAGAAGAAGAAAAAUAAGCAGAAAGAGCAGAGGAAAAGGAAACAGAAUGCUGUGACAACGGUGAUACCUGAGUCAGGUCUUGUCCUGGAAAUUGUGUUAACGCCACUGAAGGAGCAAAACGACAAGCGAGUGAUGAAAAAAGGAAAAAAAGACAGCGCCAGAAAGAAAAAACAAAAGAAGAAAGGCAAGAAGAAGCAGAAGCAAAAGAAAAACAAAAAGAAGAAGAAGAAGAACAAAAAGAAGAAAAAGAAAAAGAAGGAUUCCAGCUCAUCUUCUUCCUCUGACAGCUCGUCAUCUGAUAGCGAAGAUCAGGAUAAAAAGAAGAAAAAGAAAAAGAAGAAGAAAAAAAAGAAGAAAAAGAAAAAGAAGGAUAGUAGCUCAUCAUCUGACAGCUCCAGUGACGAUGAAAAGAUGAAGAAGAAAAAGAAGAAGAAAGACAAGAAAAGACAGAAGAAGAAAAAGAAGCUGAAGAAAAAGAAAAAAUACUCAAGCUCCAGUUGCAGUUCAUCUUCAUGCGAGAGUGAUGGUGAGAAAUCGAGCCAGAAUUUAAAGAAAAAGGAGACAGUAGAAUGGUCUCCAUGGGGUGAUGAUGCCGGGGAAAAUGAGGAGGGAAGAUCAGGUGUAACGGCUGAUGUUCAGUCAGCAGCUUCAGAAGCAUUCCCUGCGGUCUGUGAAGCUAAGACUGAUAGGAUAUGUGACGAUGGUGAAAGAAGAAAAGAAGAAAUGAAAGCAAAGCUCAAGAAAAAGAAAAAGGAUUCUGCGUCAUCUUCAGAAUCAUCUUUCUCUUGUUUGGAUAGUUCCUCCUCAGACAGUGAGGAUGACAAGAAAAAGAAGAAGAAGAAGAAGAAGAAGAAGAAGAAGAAGAAGAAGAAGAAGAAGAUGAAGGACUCAAGCUCAUCUUCAUCUGAUUCUUCCUCCUCAUCGGACAGUGAGGAUGAAAAGAAGAAAAAGAAGAAGAAGAAGAAGAAGAAGAAGAAGAAGAAGAAGAAGAAGAAAAAGAAGGACUCGAGCUCAUCCUCAUCCUCAUCAGAGUGUUCCUCCUCAGACAGUGAGGAUGAAAAGCGAAAGAAGAAGAAAAGAAGGAAGAAGAAAAAGAAGGUCUGCUGCUCUUCCUCUUCAUCUGACAGUGAGGAUGAACAGAAGAGGAUGAAGAAGACAAAAAGAAGAAAGAAGAAAAAGAGCAAAUCUAAGAAGACUAAGAAGAAGGGUUUAAGAUCUCCUUCACCUCAUACUCCUGAUGAAAAUAAAACGAAAGAGGACUUCUUAAAGGAGGAAGUGAAGGAAGAACAUCAGGAUGGAAGGAGCGACGCAGCAGGAGGAGAGGUCAGAGAGAGAUACGACACGUUCCUGGACGAUCCCAUACGUGGCAUCUUUACUGAGGGGGCUGAGUCUAAUGGGGAGGAGUCUAGAGUCACCUGGGGGGGCGGAGCUUUAAGCUACAGAGCUCAUGCGGACACUGAGAAGAAAGAUGACGAGUCACAAUAUCAGACGUUGAAUGAAAACGAAUUGUGAAUCUGUUAUUCGGAGUAAAAAAAAAUCAUUUGAGUUUAGAUUUGAUCCAUGCAGUUCAGCAGUUGGUUAAUCUGUUGAACACAAUCAGGGCUUUUAUAUGAGGAAUAACAGCUAAUUGAAAAGAUUACUAAUUUGUUUCUCAAGGAAUUUUGUGAUUUGUUUUGCUGUUGAUUUAUGGCACAGGAGGUAAUUUUCUGUUGUAGCUUUAUAAGUUUAAGACACUUGUUCAGAUUUUAGAUUGUAUCAAAUGAGCACAAAGGGCUACAAUGACUGAAUUAUAGCUCAUUGUUUUGUUAACAAUUUGAUCUACAAACAAAUCAACAAACUCAACUUUAAAUUCUAAAAUUCUUAGUUGUUCUAAGAACGUUAGCUUUAUCCAUCAAUUUUGAGUUAAUAAAACAGUCAGAGCGGGCGAAAAGUAAAACUGCAAGUUAAAAUAGAAAUUAAUUGAAAUUUUAUUGUGAAGAAUCAAAACACUUUAUUUACUGAAGUAAUUGCUUGAAAAUUUGAGAUUCUGGAAAAACAAUGAUGCACUUUUGUUACAAUUAUCUACAAUAAACAACAAAUAAGAUUUUCA